AUGGACAUCUCCCGCCUCGUCCAACCCCACAGCACGGCCAGCAAGACCGAUCCAGCCGAUGUCAUCAUGUGGUUGCCUCCUCCUCCUUCUUCCUCAUCACAAGCGCACCCACGACAAGAGCAGACGACCACCACGACAUGCCAAACCUCCAACGCGCCAGCCUUUCCCGGCCCGCUGCUGGUCGUGGAUUCUGCCAACAACAGCGACCGCCGACGCUCGCUCCUCCCCGCCGCUCACACCCGCACGGCCCUCCUCCUGAUCGACAUCCAGCGCGGCCUCAACACCUCGCACGGCUAUUACGGCACCGACCGCUCAACUCCGACGCUCGAAGGCAACGUCGCGACCCUGCUAGGCCGAUGUCGUGAGUAUAAUGCCAAUGCCAACGCGCAUGCCCGCGCGGCAGACGUGGACUCGACUGGGAACUAUCCCAUCCAGAUCAUCCACGUGUUCCACCAGAGCAACAACCCCGCCAGUCCGCUGCACGUGAGCGGCAGGACGCAAAAGGACGGCAUGGAAUUCAUGCCGUGCGCGGCGCCGGACGAGCCCUCGUCCUCGGCCUUUGAGACCGUGCUGGGCAAGACGGCGAACUCGGCGUUCGCGGACGGCGGGAGGCUCCAGUCUCUGCUGGCGGCGAAGAAGGUCGGACAGCUUGUUGUUGUGGGGAUCGCGACGGAUCAUUGCGUCUCCUCGAGCGUGAGGUGGGCGAAGGAUUUAGGCGUCGUGAAGCGGAAUUGGGAUCGCGUCUCGCAUGGUGAUGGUGGUGGUGGUGGUGCGGCCAAUGGAGAGGCGGAGAUGCAGGUAGAGAUGGAGAUGGACAACGAAGGUACGAUCGUGGUCGUGAGGGAUGCGACGGCUUGUUUUGGCAAGGGCGGAGUGGGUGCCGAGGUGGUACAGAGGGUCAGUCUUGCGAGUUUGGAGGGCGAGUUUGCCGACGUGCUGAGUACGGCGGAUGUGCUGGGGGAUUUGGUUGGAUAG
Messenger RNA from Cladophialophora yegresii CBS 114405, 975 nucleotides. RefSeq lists its product as uncharacterized. The record is from RefSeq and is a predicted model, not a curated record. NCBI's taxonomy places the organism in Eukaryota, Fungi, Ascomycota, Eurotiomycetes, Chaetothyriales, Herpotrichiellaceae. Bases 1 to 975 code for a protein of 324 amino acids. The transcript has a single exon.